CACGGAUCUCUCUUCCGACAGUUUUAAGGUUUUACUUGGGUGGGGGAGUCGCCCGGAUAGAGAGCUGCAGGAUUAGCAUACCGGUGCAGCGGCAAAUGGACCGAAGGACAGGAUCCUGCUUUUGCGAACAGCAUGGACUUUGUCACAUGCGCAUGGCAAUAGUUAGGUGCUAUUCAGUCAUAAUUUUGAUCAUUAAGCGAAUCUCUAGUGCGUCCUGGUGCUUGGUUGCACGCAUCCACUCCCUUGUUUGCUAGCAUGGCGCAGCCGAAUUGCUUGGGUGGUAUUGGAACGCAAGGUUCUGUAUACCACGCUAUUUGAACACAUUGCCCCCGCGGUUGACCUAACCGCUUUCUGGGCCGACCGUACUGUUUCCUUUUUGAGUUUUCACAAUCAUCAUUUCAAUUAAGAAACGCCUUUCAUCUACUCACAGCCACAAUGUCUGGCGUGCUAGGCUUUCUCACAUCGCCAGCCUUUUCGGCGCGCGUACAGAGCGUAAUGUCCACUCACCAUGUCCCAGGAAUGGCUGUGGCACUGUUAGAUCAUGGCCAUAUAGCAUCUGCCGGAUUUGGGUUAUCCAGCAUCGAUCCGCCCCGAAACUGUACACCAGAUACGCUGUUUGAUAUUGCGUCGUCUUCUAAGAGCAUGACAGUGGGAGCUCUUGGUGUUCUUCUCACAGGGGAGCUCCAUCCUACCAUCACGUUUCAGACUCCCGUGCGCGAAAUUCUUGGGGACGAUUUUAUCAUGGCGCAGAAAGAGUACUCUGAUCAGAUUACAAUUGAUGAUAUAAUCAGUCAUAGAACAGGAUUAACAGCGCACGAUCUUUCAUACUUUGGCCCUAACGCAACAGGACCUGAUAGACCCGACAGUGCUAUAUCGAUUGUGCGAAAUCUCAGAAAUCUACCCCUUACCGCCGCGCUACGUAGCAAAUUUUACUACAAUAAUAUCAUGUAUACAGUGGCUAGUCAUGUCGUCGAGGUCCUAAGCAGCACGUCAUUCAAGAACUUCCUCGAAACAACCUUUUUCAAGCCACUCGAUAUGAGACAUACAAGCCUACAACCGUCAUCGGCAAUUUCAAAAGGGUUUAAACGCCAUAUGGCAAGCGGUUACGUCUGGCGCAAACGCGAGAAGACAUACAGCUUUGGGUUCCCGCCUGUGGAUACGCCCGAGGGACAAGGAGCUGGAUCAAUUAUUACGAGUGCCAACGAUUACAUUAAAUGGGUUAAAGCGAUUUUGUAUAGAGAGCAGCCCAUCACCGCAAAAGUUUACGACGAGUUUCUCCGUCCCCGAACAUGUCAAGACGCUGACGCUCUCAAGAUGGAGUCCUGCGAGACGAUGUACGCCGGAGGCUUCGAUGUGUACAAAUACCGAGAUCAUCAAAUCGUUAGCCAUGCUGGCUCUGUAUCUGGAUUUGGCUCAUUCCACUUUUUUGUUCCUGAUUUGGAAUUCGCAGGCGUCUUUACCGGCAACGUAGGCAACGCGGAUGAGGCAGCUCAGAAAUUAGCAAACGAGCUCAUCGACUACAUUCUUGACGACAAGAAAGCGACCAAAUCGGUUGAAGGCGAUGAGGGUGAUGGGAGAAAACGUCUAGCAGCGCAAAGAAACGUUUACAACAGAGAUAUUUUGGAAACCCAAAGAUCAAAUCUGCAAUCUCAGGUGGAACGGAGCAAGGGCCAUCCGCAAACAAAACCACUAGCAGACUACGUCGGGCUGUACAAGAACACCGGGUACCAUGACAUGGAAGUAACCGUUAAAAAAGGCCGCCUUUAUAUCGAUGCCGGUGACAGGUCUUUUGGUACAAUGUUUACUUUUCAUCAUUUGGCCAACAAUACCGAUUAUGCCGUUAGCAUGCGCUCUAGCAGGCGUUUGGGAAGCGAAAACUUGGGCUUUGUGCAUGGACAGUUUGAGUUCGGAGAGAAAUGCACUAGUCGAAUGGGUCUGCAGCUGGAUGAUGACUACGGUAAGCUGAUAUGGUUUGAUCGUAUUUAAAUGAAGUGAAUUGGGCAAUUUUAGUACAAGGCGCAGUUAUAUCUUUUUGGAUGUGUAUUUUGGGGUUUAGUGGCUGAAGCUGAUUCGAUCAUCACAUGCAGUUGAACGUGACAGGGAAUCAACCGCCCAUGAAUCACGGUAACCACCACGUUAAUCUAAAUGUUUCUGCUAAGAUGAAUUCCAUAUACUGCAUUCAACCAUAUUGCAGUUAAUGAAUGU
This is a messenger RNA of [Torrubiella] hemipterigena, 2205 nucleotides long. The record is from the annotation of a GenBank genome assembly. NCBI's taxonomy places the organism in Eukaryota, Fungi, Ascomycota, Sordariomycetes, Hypocreales, Clavicipitaceae.